Molecule: messenger RNA, 531 nt
Organism: Danaus chrysippus (African queen)
Lineage: Eukaryota; Metazoa; Arthropoda; Insecta; Lepidoptera; Nymphalidae
Source: the annotation of a GenBank genome assembly
AUGUUGCAGGCGUUAUUCGCGACCGAGACCUUCGCUAUGGAUCUCAACAUGGCCGCAAGGACUGUUGUGUUCACAAAUUGCCAGAAGUUUGACGGCAAGGAUUUCAGAUUUAUAACUUCAGGUGAAUAUAUCCAAAUGUCGGGUAGAGCCGGUCGUAGAGGUUUGGAUGAUGAAGGUAUUGUCAUACUGAUGAUCGACCAGAAGGUUACUCCCAGUGUUGUUAAAUCUAUGGUACAAGGGAAGGCUGAUCCUAUAAAUUCUGCAUUCCAUCUUAUAUACAAUAUGGUCCUUAAUUUGUUAGGAGUGGAGGAAAUAAAUCCUGAAUACAUGUUGGAGAGAAGUUUCUAUCAGUUUCAAAAUCAAGCUGUAAUACCAGAUCUCAUUGACAAGGUGAAAGCUAAGCAAAAGGAAUAUAACGCGUUAUCAAUAGAGCAGGAACAGUCCAUAGCUUCAUAUUGUCACAUAAGGUCUCAGUUGGAGCUACUCGGGUCACAGUUCAGGGCAUUCAUCACAAAGCCGGAGUACAUUUAG